Messenger RNA from Aureobasidium uvarum, 840 nucleotides. NCBI's taxonomy places the organism in Eukaryota, Fungi, Ascomycota, Dothideomycetes, Dothideales, Saccotheciaceae. The record is from the annotation of a GenBank genome assembly.
AUGCGACCCGCACUAGCUUUCGCCAUUGCUUCCGUCACUCGGCGCGCAGCUGCGAUUCCAUGCCUUCCUCAAGCCCCUCCACAGAUCGGACUUGAUCCCCUUCACGCCAUGAUCUAUCGUGGCACAAAUGGGUGUGAGGGAUGUUCAGAGUCUGUCCAAGUCUUGCUCGGAUCUGCUUACCCUGGCAUUGAAGUCGUCUUCGCCGGACCAGAUGAGGAUGUCAAGAUCAAUGCCGAGACUCUUCGUCAUAUGGACAUGUUUGUCCAGCCGGGCGGCCCGGACCUGAAAGAAGCAUGGAAAGAGGCAAAACCGUAUGCUUCUGACGUGCGUGACUUCGUUGCGCGUGGUGGCUGGUACAUGGGAUUCUGCCUAGGGGCUUACCUAGCGGGCCCCAAGAAUGGCUUUGGCCUCCUCCCAGAGGGAGACAGGAUCAUGAGAGCAAUUGUAAGGCCACAUUCCCAGGUGCGCGAUUCACAGGACGCAGUAAUUCAAGUCGACUGGUCUUUCACAACUGGACAGAAUCGAGGGACUACCGAACGUAAACGAUGGCUAUAUUUCCAAGAUGGUGCAGCAUUUGUCCUGUCCGAUAAUUCCCCAACGACAGUAAUUGCCCGCUAUUCUCAUAAUGGAGACGUCGCUGCGACAUUGAACGCAUUUGGCAACGGGUGGGUUGCAAAUGUUGACGACCUUGCCGAUGUCGAAAAUCCGGACGGUAUCAAAAGCGACAUUGGUGUUGACUUCGUUAGAGCUACCUUGUAUGCCGCUUCAAAGAAUACUCUCGGUCCAAGAACGAUUAGAUCGCCAGCUUUAAGAGAGCUGAUCGUUGCAGGAAACUUAUAG